Messenger RNA from Elaeis guineensis (African oil palm), 2627 nucleotides. Its product is annotated as pentatricopeptide repeat-containing protein At3g58590. Gene Ontology annotation, molecular function: RNA binding; protein binding. The record is from RefSeq and is a predicted model, not a curated record. Gene Ontology annotation, biological process: RNA modification. Lineage: Eukaryota; Viridiplantae; Streptophyta; Magnoliopsida; Arecales; Arecaceae.
UAGGAUUGAAAAUAAGAUAUGUGGAGAUUUUUUUUUGCCUCCCAUAGGAUUUGGACUGAAAAGAGAUUGGGUUGAUACGAGCUUUAGUUGAAUUGACCAUGUAAUCCAUAAUUCAGUCAAAAAUCCAGUAUAAUUCUACUGGAUUUUUCAAAUAAGCCCUUAGCCUCUACUUUCCCUGGGCUUCUUAGAAAAUCAAUUUGUUUACUUGUUUCUUCUUCUCUCCAUUUCUUCCGAACACGAUGUUGAUCAUAGAUAAGAUAUAGAUUCUUAAAACGGAAGGCCCUUUAAACGCAGCAUGCUAUUGGAUGUCCAGACCACUCCUGAUCACAAGAUUCCGGCCCAAAAUCUCCCACCACUUCCAUUUCUCCUCCCAUCAUGCCAUCCAUUUCGACCCUGAAACCAUCUCAGCCGUCCACCGUGCGAAAGCCCACCACGCCCAAUCCAUCACCUCCGCCCCCAACCCGCCCGUCACCGUCCACCACGCCCUCAUUGCCGCCUACGCCGCCGCCGAUGACCUCCCCACCGCCCGCCAGGUGUUCGAACGAAUUCCCCGCCGGACCUCCGUCUCCUACAACGCCAUCAUCGCCACCACCGCACGGCACGGCUGCGCGGAGGACGCCUGGGCGCUUCUCACCCGGAUGGUGGCCGCCGGCGUCCGGCCCACCCGCUUCACCUUCGGCCCCAUCCUCUCCUCGCCAUCUCUCAACCUCUGUCUCGGGAUCCAGCUGCAUCCAUUGAUCCUGAAGUCUGGAUUAUUUCACGCCGACCCUUACUCGGGCACAGCUUUGAUGGGAUUUUUGGCGAGAAAUGGUAGAUUGGACGAUGCUGUCAACUUAUUCGAGGAAAUGCCUGCAAAGACUGUGGUCACUUGGAAUUGUAUCAUUUCUGGAUUUUCCGAGCUGGGCUUUGUCCGUGAUUCAAUGUUCUUGUUCCGAGAGCUAUUAAGGACAGGAAUUGGACCGUCAGAAUAUUCUUUUCUCAGCGUUCUGGCUGCAUUCCGUUCAUCAGAUUGUUUACAUUACAUGGAGCAAAUUCACGCGCUUGCAGUCAAAAUCGCAAUGGAUUCAUUCUUUGUGGUUGCGAAUGCUCUGCUUAGUGUGUACUCCAGUCACUCUCGAACGCAAGCUGCCGAGAGAUUCUUUAAUGAGUUGGCAAUUAGGGAUGUGGUUUCUUUUAACACCAUGAUAGCAGCUUUUGCUACAAGUGCAACGCCAGAGAGGGCUAUGGAUUUCUUCUUGAUGAUGUCUUUAGAAGGGCUUUUGCCCAGUGAAUCCACAUUUGCUAGCAUCCUCAAUGCUUGUGCUAGUUUAGACACAAUGAAGUAUGGAGAGCUCAUCCAUGCUAAAGCCAUCAAGCACAAUCUCGACACUGGUGUUUUCGUGGGAAGUUCGCUUGUUGAUUUCUAUGCCAAGUACAUGAGCUUCGACAAUGCAAAAAGGGUGCUUGAUGGGAUUUCAGAGAAGAAUGUCGUUUGUUGGAAUGCUUUGAUCUCAGGAUAUAUUAAUGCUGGUUUACCUACCACCUUAGCUAUUUUGAGAGAGAUGUUAGGCUCAGGGAUUAGACCCAAUGAGUUCACAUUCUCAUCUGGGCUUAAACAAGCAUCUGCUUUGGAUAUCCAGCAGCUUCAUGCACUGAUAAUAAGGAUGGGUUAUGAUAGUAAUGAGUAUGUUUCAAGUGCUCUUAUUGCAUCAUAUGCUUCUUAUGCCACUGUUUGUGAUGCCUUGGCUUGUGGUACAGCUUUAGAUCCAGUGUCCUUUGUUGCCCCCGUGAAUGUCAUGGCUGGUGUUUAUAACAGAGCUGGUCGAUACAAAGAGGCGCAAGAGUUACUGUCCCGGCUGCAAGAGCCAGAUAACAUGUCAUGGAACAUCUUAUUGACUGCUUGUGUACGUGGCGGGGAUUACUCCAAAGCUUUCCAGUUGUUCAAACAAAUGCAAAUUUCAGGAUAUCUUUUUGAUAACCAUACAGCAGUAAGCCUAUUGAGCGCUUGUUCGAAGAUCAAUAGCCUCAAUCUUGGUAGAUUGCUUCAUGGGCUUAUCAUUAAGACUAAUUCAGGGUGUUCUGACACAUUUGUCCAUAAUGUGUUGCUAGACAUGUAUGCUAAAUGCGGUAGCCUUGAGAGUUGUUUAAGAGUUUUUGAGGAAAUGGAUGGAAAAAAUCUCAUCUCUUGGACAGCUCUGAUCUCAGCAUUGGGAUUCCAUGGUCACACCUUUGAGGCACUGGAAAAAUUUAAGCAAAUGGAAUUGGAAGGCUUCGAACCAGACCGGGUUGCUUUCCUCGCAGUCCUUUCAGCCUGCAGACAUGGUGGAUUUGUGGAAGAAGGCAUGAUAUUCUUCGCACGAAUGAAGAGUGAUUAUGGAAUUGAACCAGAGAUGGAUCACUAUAUUUGUAUGGUGGACCUAUUGUGCAAGUAUGGACAUCUAAGGGAAGCCGAGCAUGUGAUCAGUGGCAUGCCAUUUCAGCCGGAUGCUGCCAUAUGGCGCAUCUUCCUCCAAGGUUGCAGGAGGUAUGGCAGCAUGGUGGCAUAGGAUUUGUUUUUAGAAAUUACACUUGGGCAUUCAUCAAAGUAUAAUAAAAUUGUAACUUGUUGCAUUUUGCCGUAUAGGAAUUUAAGGAUACAGUUUUAUUCU